This is a messenger RNA of Quercus robur (English oak), 2221 nucleotides long. RefSeq names its product cationic amino acid transporter 8, vacuolar. Gene Ontology annotation, biological process: transmembrane transport; amino acid transport. The record is from RefSeq and is a predicted model, not a curated record. NCBI's taxonomy places the organism in Eukaryota, Viridiplantae, Streptophyta, Magnoliopsida, Fagales, Fagaceae. The transcript is spliced from 2 exons. Gene Ontology annotation, molecular function: amino acid transmembrane transporter activity. Bases 261 to 2015 code for a protein of 584 amino acids. Gene Ontology annotation, cellular component: plasma membrane.
AUUUUCCUAAAAUUUUGCUGGCAAAUCUGGCUGUCAAAUCUAGUUUACUUCAAGAGGACUAUAGUAAAAGAUCUUGAUCUGUAUCGUACACAGCCAAAAUAAUACACUCCCAUUCAACUCAAAAUGCAUCUUCCCCAUAAUCUGACCCGAAUCCCAUUUCCAAGUCCUCAUCAAAUCCUUAUUACCAACCUAACAUUCAUCUUCUCUCUACUGUCUCCAUCUCUCAAAUCUCACAAAUCCCAUUUCCCAUCUCAACCACCAUGCCUAUACAAACAAUCCAAGAACAAGAAGAACAAGAACCAAAUCGAACUCGAAGCUACUGGCGAUGGAGCAAGCAAGACUUCUUCCCAGAACCCUCCUUCUCAAACCUUACAUCCUACAAAGCCUCACUUUCCCAAACCUGCCCACGUCUCAAAGACCGUCUCCUCGACCGCUCGACCGACACAUUCGAGCUCGUCGAGCUUCAAAAAGCUAGCGAAAACAGCAUGCGCAAGUGCCUCACAUGGUGGGACCUUCUCUGGCUCAGUUUCGGCUCUGUAGUCGGUUCAGGGAUCUUCACGAUCACAGGUCUUGAAGCCCACGACGUCAGACCCUCCAUCGUCAUCGCUUACGCCGUCGCCGGCCUCUCGGCGUUGCUAUCUAGCUUCUGCUACACUGAAUUCGCAGUUGAAAUCCCCGUCGCCGGCGGCUCCUUCUCGUACCUCCGUGUCGAGUUGGGUGACUUCAUUGCAUUCAUCGCCGCCUCCAAUAUCCUCCUCGAGGCGGUGGUGGGCGCCGCUGGGCUUGGCCGGUCUUGGUCGUCGUAUUUGGCGAGUUUGAUCACGAAUAACGCGGAUUUCUUGCGGUUUAAGGUAAGUUUUUUAGCUGAAGGUUUUAAUCUUUUAGACCCAGUUGCUGUUUUGGUGCUUUUAGUUGCUAAUGGGAUAGCUAUGAGUGGGACUAAGAUGACAUCUGUGUUGAAUUGGAUUAGUUCUAUAAUUAGUUCUUUUAUUAUUGUGUUUAUCAUAGUGGUUGGGUUUAUUCGUGGCAAGACUUCAAAUUUGGACCCAUUUUUUCCAAGGGGAGCAAAGGGUGUUUUUGAGGCUGCUGCAGUUGUGUACUGGUCUUAUACUGGUUUUGAUAUGGUGGCCACUAUGGCCGAAGAGACUAAGAAGCCGUCGAGGGAUAUACCUGUGGGGUUGGUUGGUUCAAUGGCUAUCAUCACUGUGGUUUAUUGCUUGAUGUCUUUGGUAUUGACCAUGAUGCAGAAAUACACUGACAUUGAUGUGAACGCGCCCUAUUCGGUUGCUUUUAGUAAAAUUGGGAUGAAUUGGGCUAAGUAUUUGGUGGGUAUAUGUGCAUUGAAGGGGAUGACUACUAGCUUGUUGGUUGGAUCUCUUGGGCAAGCUCGAUACACGACUCAGAUUUCCAGGGCGCAUAUGAUUCCGCCUUGGUUCGCUCUGGUGCAUCCGAAGACUGGAACUCCUAUUAAUGCUACUCUAUUGGUUACGAUAUCUAGUGCAAUUGUAGCGUUUUUCUCAAGUUUGGAUGUGUUGUCGAGUGUUUUCUCAUUCAGUACGCUCUUGAUUUUUAUGCUCAUUGCUGUUGCAUUGCUUGUGAGGAGAUAUUAUGUUAAGGAUGUGACACCAAAGAAUGAUUUGUUUAAAUUUCUUGGGUGCUUAUUUGUUGUUGUUGCUUCAUGUGUUGGAGGAACGAUAGUUUGGAAUUUGAAUAGUGGAGGGUGGAUUGGGUAUGCAGUGGCUGCUUUAGUUUGGUUUUUGGGGACUCUGGCUAUGGCCUUGCUUUCAAAGCACCGAGUUCCAAAGGUUUGGGGGGUUCCACUUGUUCCAUGGUUGCCUUCAUUAUCCAUUGGGAUGAACAUUUUUCUCAUUGGGUCACUUGGUACUGUAGCAUUCUACAGGUUCUUCAUUUGCAGUGCAGUAAUGUUCAUCUACUAUUUGUUAGUUGGUGUCCAUGCUACCUAUGAUUUGGCUCAUCAGAGUGAACAGGAUUCAAAUGAUCAGGAGGGAAAGUAAAUUGUCAAUGGAGGGUUGUGACUGUGAUAGUAGGGAUCAUGUAGAGCAAUUUGUUGGUGUUUGCCUCAUUCCUGAUGUAGUAAUUGAUAAUGCUCAGAUAUUUGCUUGAAAAUAUUCUGUGUAUGUUACAACAGGAAAAUGUUCUGAAUUUAUGGUGAUGAAAGGAAUAUUUCCUUGAAAUGAAAUCAAUUAUUUUUAAUUUUUAA